CCACCCCGGCUUAAGAACAGGGAUCGGGAGGUUCUCCAAACUUGGCGCAAAGAGACGCUUUCCUGGAUUUGAUUGUUUCCUGAGCGUUCGCACGACCAGAAUCUCUCCGCCAUGAGCCGCCGGGUGGUGCGUCAAAGCAAGUUCCGGCACGUCUUUGGGCAGCCGGUCAAGGCGGACCAGAUGUACGAGGACAUCCGGGUCUCCAAGGUGACGUGGGACAGCUCCUUCUGCGCUGUCAACCCCAAGUUCAUCGCCAUCAUUGUGGAGUCGGGAGGCGGAGGCGCCUUCAUGGUGCUGCCUCUAUCCAAGACCGGUCGUGUGGACAAAAACAUCCCCUUGGUAACCGGGCAUACGGCCCCUGUGCUGGACAUUGACUGGUGCCCCCACAAUGACAACGUCCUCGCCAGUGCCUCCGAGGACACGACAGUCAUGGUUUGGCAAAUCCCAGACUAUACCCCCUUCCGGAAUAUGACAGAGCCAAUCGUCACCCUGGAAGGGCACUCAAAACGUGUGGGCAUUUUGACCUGGCAUCCGACUGCUCGUAACGUCCUUCUCAGCGCAGGGGGGGACAACAUGAUCAUCCUGUGGAACGUGGGCACCGGGGAGGCGCUCCUGACCCUGGACGAUUUGCACUCGGACCUCAUCUACAACGUCUGCUGGAACCACAACGGCAGCCUCUUCGUCACCACCUGCAAGGACAAGCGCCUGCGUGUCAUCGACCCCCGUCAGCACCUGGUUGUGGCAGAGAGGUUUGCACCCCACGAAGGAAUGAGGCCCAUGCGGGCCGUCUUCACCCGCGACGGACUCAUCUUCACCACGGGUUUUACGCGCAUGAGCCAGCGGGAGCUGGGCUUGUGGGAUCCGAAGAAUUUUGAGGAGCCCGUUGCCCUGCAGGAGAUGGACACCAGCAAUGGGGUGCUCCUGCCCUUCUACGACCCCGAUUCCAGCAUAGUCUACCUGUGCGGCAAGGGGGACAGCAGCAUCCGCUACUUUGAGAUUACAGACGAGGCCCCCUACGUCCACUACCUGAGCACCUACAGCAGCAAGGAACCCCAACGCGGCAUGGGUUUCAUGCCCAAGAGAGGGCUGGAUGUCAGCAAAUGCGAAAUCGCCAGAUUUUACAAGCUGCACGAACGCAAAUGCGAGCCCAUUGUCAUGACCGUUCCGCGAAAGUCUGACCUCUUCCAAGACGACUUGUAUCCUGACACGCCGGGCCCUGAGCCAGCGCUAGAGGCCGACGAAUGGUUGUCUGGGAAGGACGCGGACCCCAUCCUGGUUUCGCUGCGGGACGGCUACGUGCCGGUCAAGAACCGCGAGCUCAAGGUCACCAAGAAGAAUAUCCUAGACAGCAAACCCCCAACAGGGCCACGGCGCAGCCAAUCCAGUUGCGACUCUAAUUUUUCUCGUACGGCCCUGGAGGAACUCUUGGAGGAGAUCCGGUCCCUGCGGCAAACUGUCCAAGCCCACGAGAAGCGCAUCUCCGACCUGGAAAACACCCUCUGCGAGUUCGCCAAUGGGACAGACUAGCAUUGGACUGGACGCCCUCCUCCGGGGACCUGGCCUGGGCCUGGG
Molecule: messenger RNA, 1572 nt
Organism: Elgaria multicarinata webbii
Lineage: Eukaryota; Metazoa; Chordata; Lepidosauria; Squamata; Anguidae
Gene: CORO6
Product: coronin 6
Exons: 11
Coding region: 112-1527 (471 amino acids)
Biological process (GO): cell migration; actin filament organization
Molecular function (GO): actin filament binding
Source: RefSeq, a predicted model, not a curated record